GUAUUAACUAAUAUUGAUGAAAAAAAAUUCAAAAUGGCGGAUGAGGUGAUUUUAGAGUAUCUUCAUAUGGAAAUAAUAAGUCAGUUUUACAGAUCCUGUGAAAAGUCCGACCAAGACCAGUGUAUUGCAAAAUUAGAAUCGCUUGGAUUUAGAAUUGGACAAAGUUUAGUAGAAAGAUUCACUAAAGAAAGUCCAAGAUUUAAGGAUGAACUGGACACUAUGAAAUUCAUAUGCAAAGACUUUUGGAAUUAUGUGUACAAAAAACAGAUUGACAACCUUAGAACAAACCAUCAGGGAGUGUAUGUUCUGCAGGAUAACAAGUUCCGAUUUCUUACCCAGAUGUCAAAUGGGAAACAAUUCAUGGAGGCUGCACCAAAGUUUCUUGCCUUACCCUGUGGAAUGAUACGAGGGGCUUUGUCCAACUUAGGGGUGAAUUGUGUUGUAACAGCGGAAGUCAGCGCAAUGCCUGCUUGUAAAUUUCAAAUUCAGAUACAGAGAGCGUGAUAGUGAAUUAGGGAGCUUGUGAUUUUGCUGAAGGAUGUGCAAUAAAUACUGUGUGCAAAUUGAAUGAAAUCAUUCCAUUUGAAAUAAACUUCUUUUUAUGAAUUAUUGUUACAGUGUAUGUUUUUAACAUGUAUUUGUACAGAUUUUUGAUUUCAUGUAUAGAAAUAUGAUUUAUAAAUGGAUGAUUGAUUGAC
This is a messenger RNA of Magallana angulata, 698 nucleotides long. Its product is annotated as trafficking protein particle complex subunit 6b-like. The transcript is spliced from 6 exons. NCBI's taxonomy places the organism in Eukaryota, Metazoa, Mollusca, Bivalvia, Ostreida, Ostreidae. Bases 34 to 504 code for a protein of 156 amino acids. Gene Ontology annotation, biological process: endoplasmic reticulum to Golgi vesicle-mediated transport; regulation of GTPase activity. Gene Ontology annotation, cellular component: cis-Golgi network; TRAPP complex; trans-Golgi network. The record is from RefSeq and is a predicted model, not a curated record.